Messenger RNA from Enterospora canceri, 549 nucleotides. The record is from the annotation of a GenBank genome assembly. NCBI's taxonomy places the organism in Eukaryota, Fungi, Microsporidia, Enterocytozoonidae.
AUGAAUGCAGUUGUAUGUGAGAAUUGCGGCCAACUUCACUAUUCAUCCUAUGAUAGGGUGGAACUGGAUUACGGUGUACGAGUGGAAUUUGAGUCAGGGGGAAAUGAGGAGUUUGAGAACAGGAUGGCAUUCAUCAACAACGAGGCAAUGGUGAGUGUGAGGAGGAAGGGGGAGUUAGUGAUGGAAUUUAAGUGUGAGAAUGCGUACGUUGAUUCAAUGAGUACCUUGGUUUACAGGAUGAUUUGUCUGGCUGAGAGCAUGGAAGGAGGAGAGGAAAGCAAGGCACUACGAAAGUGCAUUGAGACGUUGAAGCAGGUGGCAGAAGAUGGCGUGGUUGAGAUACGGGUGGAUGAUAGGAGUGGAUACAGCAGAAUAUGCAGGCAGAAUAUUGAGUAUACUGAAAUAGAGGAUGUUGAGGUAGAAGACUUGGAGGAAGAGAGGUGUGUGAGAUACGAGAAGUAUUCGACUAAGAAAGAGGGGAAUGGAGUACCAGAUGAGAUCAUGGAAGAGAUGAAGGUGAAAAUGGAACAAUAUGAGAAUGAAAUAUAG